Eimeria mitis is the source of this 414-nucleotide messenger RNA. RefSeq lists its product as uncharacterized. NCBI's taxonomy places the organism in Eukaryota, Apicomplexa, Conoidasida, Eucoccidiorida, Eimeriidae. Bases 1 to 414 code for a protein of 137 amino acids. The transcript has a single exon. The record is from RefSeq and is a predicted model, not a curated record.
AUGCAGCAGCAGGGGCUACUGCAACAGGAGCUGCUGCAACAGGAGCUGCUGCAAGAGGAGCUGCCGCAACCGGAGCUGCAGCAACAGGAGCUUUUGCAACAGGAGCUGCAGCAACAGGAGCUGAUGCAACAGGAGCUGCUGCAACAGGAGCUGCUGCAACGGGAGCUGCAGCAACAGGGGUUGGAGCAGCAUAAGCAGCAGCAGGAGCUGCUGCAACAGGAGCUGCAGCAACAGGCGUUGGAGCAGCAUAAGUUGCAGCAGCAGGAGCUGCUGCAGCAGGAGCUGCUGCAGCAGGAGCUGCUGCAACAGGAGCUGCUGCAACAGGAGCUGCUGCAACCGGAGCUGCAGCAGCAGGAUUUGCAGCAGCAGGAGCUGCUGCAACCGGAGCUGCUGCAACAGGAGCUGCUGCAAUAG